AUGGAGAAUGAGCAAGGUAACAACACCGACAAUAACAACAGUUACAGCACCGUGGAUACUGAAAAGGCCGAGCGAUCGGCGUGGCUGAUGAAGUGCCCUCCUGUCGUUUCCAAGGCAUGGGAGUCUGCCGCCGCGGCCUCCGACUCUCUGCCUGUCGCCAAAGUCAUCGUCUCUCUCGACCCCCUCAACCCCGAGGGUUCUUCGUCUCUUGAAUAUACUAUGGAGAUGGCUGGAAAUGAGGUUGCGAACGUGCCAAAGAGUUACUCUCUGAAUAUGUUCAAGGAUAUCGUUCCCAUGUGCGUUUUUUCGGAGAAUAAUCAAGGAAGAGUUGCCAUGGAAGGCAAAGUGGAACAUAAAUUUGACAUGAAGCCCCAUCAUCAGAACAUUGAAGAAUAUCGAAGAAUAUGCCGUGAAAGGACAAAGAAAUCCAUGGUCAAGAACAGGCAAAUACAAGUGAUCGAUAAUGAUCGUGGAGUGCUCAUGAGGCCCUUGCCUGGAAUGUUGGGCGUGAUUUCGUCCACUUUGAAGGAUAAGAAGAAAGCUGCUCCAAUUAAGGGAUCAGAUGUGAAAAGAACUAGAAGGGACCGUGGGGAGCUGGAAGACAUCAUGUUUAAGCUUUUUGAAAGGCAGCCUAACUGGACACUGAAGCAGCUGGUCCAACAGACUGAUCAACCUGCGCAAUUUUUGAAAGAGAUAUUGAAUGAGCUCUGUGUAUACAAUAAAAGAGGAACCAACCAAGGAACUUACGAGCUCAAGCCAGAGUAUAAGAAAUCUGUUGAAGAUACGGGUGCUGAAUAA
This is a messenger RNA of Fraxinus pennsylvanica, 798 nucleotides long. The record is from the annotation of a GenBank genome assembly. NCBI's taxonomy places the organism in Eukaryota, Viridiplantae, Streptophyta, Magnoliopsida, Lamiales, Oleaceae.